AUGAUCCCCGCCACGCCCAUGAGCUCCAACCACACACGCAACCUCAUUGGCAUGAACGCCGUCAACGCCUGCCGCCUCAACGACACCAAGAACAAGCCGGGCUUCUGGUUUGUCCUGCAGGACCUCAGCGUCCGCACAGAGGGUACCUUCCGCCUCAAGCUCUUCCUCUUCGACAUUGGCGCCGGCGACGGCACAAACGCCACCGUGGCCCCAGAAGGCCCCACGCGCGGCAAGGGCAAGUGUCUAGCCGUCAACUUCUCCGACCCCUUUACCGUCUACUCGGCAAAGAAGUUCCCCGGCGUCAUUGAGAGCACCCCGCUGAGCAAGUGCUUUGCCCAGCAGGGCAUCAAGAUUCCCAUUCGCAAAGAUGGCCCCAAGCUCCCUAACCAAGCAGAGUAUGAUGCCGACGAUUAA
This is a messenger RNA of Bipolaris oryzae ATCC 44560, 414 nucleotides long. RefSeq lists its product as uncharacterized. The transcript has a single exon. The coding region runs from base 1 to 414 and encodes 137 amino acids. NCBI's taxonomy places the organism in Eukaryota, Fungi, Ascomycota, Dothideomycetes, Pleosporales, Pleosporaceae. The record is from RefSeq and is a predicted model, not a curated record.